Bipolaris maydis ATCC 48331 is the source of this 1530-nucleotide messenger RNA. Its product is annotated as cytochrome P450. NCBI's taxonomy places the organism in Eukaryota, Fungi, Ascomycota, Dothideomycetes, Pleosporales, Pleosporaceae. The record is from RefSeq and is a predicted model, not a curated record. Gene Ontology annotation, molecular function: iron ion binding; monooxygenase activity; heme binding.
AUGUCUGACAAUCCACAGGGCCUGACCCAGCAUUUGAUUGAGAAUGUCCGCAUAGGAUUCACCCUCCUGUUCAUUACCGUGGCCUUCGUUACUUGGCAGCUAGCUGUCAUAAUCUAUAACAUCUACUUCCACCCACUACGACACUUCCCUGGACCAAAGCUGUGGAUUGCAUCGUGCUUGGUACGCCAUUACUAUGCUAUCAUCGGCAGCUUCGACGAAAAGAUUCGCGAGUUCCAUCUCCAAUAUGGCGAAGUUGUCCGUUUCUCCCCGCACGAGCUUUCAUUCCGCACCGCAGCUGCGUGGAAAGAUAUCUACGGCCACAAUCGUGUGCAAAUGCCUAAGGGUCUCUUCUACCCGCCGGAUGAGACACCCAAUAUCUCAUUCAGCAACGAUGCAGACCACUCGAGAUAUCGAAAAUCUAUGUCGAAUGCCUUCUCCGAGAAAUGCCUUCGUCAACAAGAAGGUCUAAUGAAGCAGUACAUAGACGAAUUGAUCCACAAAUUGCGCGAUGUGGCGACUUCGCAAACCCCAACGAACAUGGUGAAGUGGUACACUCUGGUAGGCUUCGAUCUGAUUGGAGACCUGGCAUUUGGGAAGUCCUUCGGAGGACUGAGAGAUAUGACUUAUCACGAAUGGGUCGCUAAUAUCUUUCAAUUCGCCAAAGCCGGUGAAGUGAUUAACAUGUGCCGUGACUACCCGUGGCUGCUUCACAUCUUCCGCAUCGUUAUGAAGUUUUCAUCAGACAACGACGCGAGGCAGCGACAAUCGGAUCAUGCCAGGACCGUUUCUCUCGAACGUAUUCACAAUGACGACUUACAUGGCAGAGGGGACUUUAUGGACUCUUUGCUACAGACGGGAAAGAACCAGAAUCUUCUCUCCGAAGACGAGGUCAUCUCAAACGCCGGUAUACUGCUCAUAGCUGGCGCCGAAACUACUUCAACGGCACUUUCCGGGACCACAUUUUGGCUUUUGAAGACUCCAGCCGCCCUGGCAAGGGUCACUCAGGAAGUCCGUUCCACGUUUACAUCUGAAGAGGACAUCAACUUCAUUAGCACUUCCACAAAGCUGCCCUACUUGAACGCCUGCCUCGAGGAAGGACUGCGGCGAUACCCACCAAUAAGUGGCAUUUUGCCUCGCUGGACGCUGAGCCCCACCAACAUAUCGGGAUACAUGGUCCCUCCAAAGUCCCUCGUUGCAGUUCAUCAAUCUGCUGCCAACUGGUCUGAUGCCAACUUUCAUCGCCCAUUGGAUUUCUGUCCUGAGCGCUGGCUCCCAGAGUCUACGCUUAACCCUCAGUCUCCCUUCUACAGCGACAAUCGAGAGGCCAUGCAAGCAUUUUCGGUUGGGCCUCGCAAUUGCAUUGGCCGAAAUCUCGCAUAUAACGAGAUGCGUAUUAUCCUAGCCAGAGUGUUGUGGAAUUUCGACCUCACCCUUAGCCCCGAGUCAAGCUCAUGGGAUAAGCAGAAGGCUUUUGCGUUCUGGGAUAAAGGGCCUCUAAUAGUGAAGCUACAAUUAAGGGACGAAGAGUAG